CUCAAGAAAAAUAGUGAAAUUCGCAGCCAUGGGGAGCUCUGAAGAAGCAAAGCUUCAACUGCUUCUUGAAUGGUUAAAGUUGAAUGGAGUGGAAUUGCGCGGUUGUAACAUCAAAUACAGCGAUUCGAACAAAGGGUUUGGCGUAUUUUCAUCUGAUGGCGCUACUGAUGGAGUUUUACUGGUGGUUCCUCUUAAUUUGGCUAUAACUCCAAUGAGGGUAUUACAAGAUCCAAUACUUGGACCUGUAUGUUCAGCAUUGUAUGAGGAAGGAGAAGUGGAUGACAGAUUCUUGAUACUUUUGUUUCUUACUUUUGAAUCUAUAAGGAAGAAUUCUUCAUGGAAACCGUACCUUGAUAUACUUCCAACUAGUUUCGGGAACCCACUUUGGUUCUCUGAAGAUGAGCUUUUGGAGCUAAAAGGAACUACUUUGUUUAAAGCAACCGACUUGCAGAAGAAGAGUUUGCAGUCCUUGUAUGAUGAUAAAGUGAAAAAGUUGAUGAAGAAGCUUUUGAUUCUUGAUGGUGACUUAGAAAGUGAAGUUUCUUUCCGUGACUUCCUUUGGGCGAAUUCAAUAUUUUGGACACGUGCUCUAAGUAUACCACUUCCUCGUUCUUAUGUAUUUCCCCAAAUUCAAGAAGAGCAACAAAAUCAUGAUUCCAAUUCAGAGUUGGCUAAUGGUGAUAAUGGCAAAAAACAUGAAGUUGAAAGUGGGGUCGAUUCUUCUUCUAUACAAGAAGAGACUGUCUGGGUUGAGGGUCUUGUCCCUGGCAUUGACUUUUGCAACCAUGAUUUAAAGGCUGCUGCAACAUGGGAAGUUGAUGGAACAGGAUCUGCAACCGGUGUUCCAUUGUCCAUGUAUCUUCUUUCUGUCGAAGAAGCUCGUCUUCAAAGUGGGAAAGAGAUAUCAAUUAGCUAUGGUAACAAAGGAAAUGAGGAACUUCUAUACUUAUAUGGAUUUGUCAUGGAUAAUAAUCCAGAUGACUAUAUCAUGCUUCACUAUCCAGCUGAAGCUAUCAAGGAUGUACCGUUUUCUGAAACCAAAAUACAACUUCUAGAAGCACAAAAAGCUGAAAUGAGGUGUCUUUUAUCAAAAACUUUACUUGAUCAUGGGUUCUUCUCGAACAAAAAAGAAACAAAUGAGUUCUUAACUUGCUUAAGGACUAUAGCCAUGGGGGAAGAUGAGAUAUAUAAGGUUACAUCGUUGCUUCAAGAGCUUGUUGGUUCAGAUGGGGAGAGACAACCAUCGGAUAUAGAAGUUCGUGCAGCAACAUGGGAAGCUUGUGGGGAUUCGGGCGCCCUACAAUUGCUUUUUGACCUUUUAAAUACAAGGAUGAUGGAUCUAGAAGAGGGCUCUAGAACAGAAGAUUCUGAUACUCAAAUACUUGAGAAGGUCUACUGCUACAAUAAUACACACAAAGAAGGAAAAAGCAAUGGGGCACCAAAGAAGGAAGAAAUCAGUCAAAACAAAUGGUCAAGCAUAGUAUACAGGCGAGGUCAAAAACAACUCACUCAGCAGUUUUUAAAAGAAGCAGAACAUGCGUUACAAUUAGCUUUAAGCGAAUGCAAUUAAAAUAAAACCUGCCUUUGACCGGAUUAGUGGCAACUCUAUCUUCUAACUAAUAGAUCAAAAGAUUUAUCAUCACCUACUACUUUGAUUAUGAUUUUUUGGCUGGGGGUUGAUUCCAAUGCAUUAUGCUGAUUUUUCCUUGUGGCAAUGCUUCCUUGACUUGUACUAGGUGCAUUAAGUGUAGUACAUGUUACAUUUGGCUGGUGAGGUU
This is a messenger RNA of Lactuca virosa, 1778 nucleotides long. Lineage: Eukaryota; Viridiplantae; Streptophyta; Magnoliopsida; Asterales; Asteraceae. The record is from the annotation of a GenBank genome assembly.